CGGCGCGAGCGGUGACGCGACGCGAGUGGGGGCCGAGCGGCGGUGGGGCUCUCGGAAAGGAGCCGAGCCUCUGGGAAGCCGCCCCCGGGAAGCCGCGUCCGCGUUGCCGGCGCUGCCUCGCUGCGGUGGCGGUGAUGCGCUCCGCCGGUGGAUUCCCGCUGCUGGGAGCCGAGACCGACAAGUCGGACGCUGCCAAGCAGCAGGAGGAACAGGAGGGCUCUAAUGCCAGGACUUCCAUAAUGGUGCAUGAGGACUGACUCCUACCCUGCCUGACCUCUGACCCAUCAGCAUGGGGAGGAUCGGCAUCUCCUGUCUUUUCCCUGCUUCCUGGCAUUUCAGCAUCUCUCCAGUGGGGUGCCCUCGAAUUCUGAACACCAACCUACGCCAGAUUAUUGUCGUUAGUAUUCUGGCUGCUGCUGUUUCACUUCUAUACUUUUCCGUUGUUAUAAUCCGAAAUAAGUACGGGCGGCUCUCCAGAGACAAGAAGUUUCAAAAGUACUUGGCACGAGUCACUGACAUUGAAGCUACAGACACCAGCAACCCCAAUGUGAACUACGGAAUCGUGGUGGACUGUGGUAGCAGCGGGUCCCGGAUAUUUGUCUACUGCUGGCCCAGACAUAAUGGCAAUCCUCAUGAUCUGCUGGAUAUCAGACAGAUGAGGGACAAAAACCGCAAGCCUGUGGUUAUGAAAAUAAAGCCUGGCAUUUCAGAAUUUGCUACCUCUCCAGAGAAAGUCAGUGAUUACAUUUCUCCACUCUUGAACUUUGCUGCAGAGCAUGUACCACGGGCAAAGCACAAAGAAACCCCUCUCUACAUUCUCUGUACAGCUGGAAUGAGAAUCCUCCCCGAAAGCCAGCAGAAAGCCAUUCUGGAAGACCUUCUGACCGACAUCCCUGUGCACUUUGACUUUCUGUUUUCUGACUCUCAUGCAGAAGUAAUUUCAGGGAAACAAGAAGGUGUGUAUGCUUGGAUUGGCAUUAAUUUUGUCCUUGGACGAUUUGAGCAUAUUGAAGAUGAUGAUGAGGCAGUUGUAGAAGUUAACAUCCCUGGUAGUGAAAGCAGCGAAGCCAUCCUCCGGAAAAGAACAGCCGGUAUUCUCGACAUGGGAGGCGUGUCGACCCAGAUAGCAUACGAAGUCCCCAAAACUGUAAGCUUUGCCUCCUCACAGCAGGAAGAAGUAGCUAAGAACCUGUUGGCUGAAUUUAACUUGGGAUGUGAUGUUCACCAAACUGAGCACGUGUACCGCGUCUAUGUGGCCACGUUCCUUGGGUUUGGUGGCAAUGCCGCUCGACAGAGAUACGAAGACAGACUGUUUGCCAGCACAGUUCAAAAGAACAGGCUCCUGGGGAAACAGACAGGGCUGACCCCUGAUGCUCCAUACCUGGACCCCUGUCUGCCCCUGGACAUUAAAGAUGAAAUCCAGCAGAACGGACAGACGCUAUACCUGCGGGGCACGGGGGACUUCGACCUGUGCCGGGAGACCAUCCAGCCUUUCAUGAACAAAACAAAUGAGACACAGACCUCCCUCAAUGGGGUCUACCAGCCCCCGAUUCACUUCCAGAACAGUGAAUUCUACGGCUUUUCCGAAUUCUACUACUGCACUGAGGACGUGCUACGGAUGGGGGGCGACUACAAUGCUGCUGCGUUUACUAGAGCCGCCAAGGAUUAUUGUGCAACAAAGUGGUCAAUCUUGCGGGAACGCUUUGACCGAGGGCUGUACGCCUCUCACGCCGACCUCCACAGGCUCAAGUAUCAGUGCUUCAAAUCCGCCUGGAUGUUUGAGGUGUUCCACAGGGGCUUCUCGUUUCCUGUCAACUACAGAAGUUUAAAGACAGCCUUGCAAGUUUACGACAAGGAGGUUCAGUGGACGCUCGGAGCAAUCCUCUAUAGGACCCGCUUCUUACCCUUAAGAGACAUCCAGCAGGAGACCUUUCGGGCCAGCCACGCGCACUGGCGGGGCUUCUCCUUUGUGUACAAUCACUACCUGUUCUCGGGCUGCUUCCUGGUGGUCCUGCUCGCCAUCCUGCUCUACCUGCUGCGGCUGCGGCGCAUCCACAGGCGGACCCCGCGAGGUGGCUCGGCCGCCACCCUCUGGCUGGAGGAAGGCCUUCCGUCCCAGAAGAUCGCUGGCGCCGUGUGAGCCACAGUCAGAGCCUCCAGAGACUCUAAAGGAAAAGCCAUUUUUGCCUCAGGGUUUCUCCUCCUUAGUCUCAUUUUUUUUUUCCCCUUUCCCUUUUGUUCCUUGAAACAAAACCAAAACCCACUGUUCGUAAACCCUGCUGUUGUAGAAGUGUUGCGUUUGGCCGUUCUGUGUACAGCUUUAAAUUGAGGAGUAGGGAAGGGAAAAAUCACUUUGUUUUUGCUGCAUAGGAUAGUAGCUGCCAAAAAUUACUAAGAUUUUUGGUUUUUCUUUGAGAUAGAUUUGAUUUUAAACAGAUGCACUUUGAGGUCGGAGGGAAAUGGCAAGGCGGUUUCUGUCCGUAGAGGUGGGACCGAGGGCUGGUGCUUUCACAGAACCAAAAAAAUGCAGUGACUGAAAUGAUCAUUCUCUCUAGUUGUCUGUCUUGAAAGCUCUGACCUGGAGAUGGUGAUAGUUUAAUUUAUUGUUCAGAGCUAUUGCUGUGUGUUUUCUUUGCUGGUUUAAAAAACCAAAAACUGUUUAUAUCCACAAUAGAGAGGAAAAGGUAUCAGGAAGUAACAGUUUUUAAAAUUGAUAGUAGAGACCUGAAAAAUGUGAAAUAAUGACCAGAGUGCCAUGGAGGGGGUGUGUGGGAGAAAUGCGUGUGUGUGUGUGUGAGUGUGUGAGUGUGUGUGUGUGUGAGAGAGAGAGAGAGAAAGUGUAACAAAGAGAGAGAGUAUGUGUGUGUGAAAAUUGCUGAUGGGAGAGAGUGAGGGAAUGCCGUGCUCUCACUUUUAAAAGCACACACUUCAGAAUUUCAUGUUUCAUUUUAUUUCAAAAAAUCAAUCCCCAUCGCUGUUACCUUUUCCUGACCUCAGGUAGUCACUUCUUCAUCCCGUCUUUCAGCGGCCUUAGAACGCUGUGUUUUUGAGUGAGUUGGAAAAUUCAUAGUUUCCCUGGUUUUGGUGUUCUUAGAACUAGUACUGCCACCUGCCAACAGGCACGUUCGUAAUUCUUAGUGGUUCUUUUGUGCUUGUUUAACUGUGGUCCAGUUUCUUCCAUCUCCAAGUUGGUAUCCACCCCUGCCCCCCGCCUUGUUAAUUAGAGAUGGUCUCAGCAGUUACAUUCAGAGAUCCCACUUAGUUUGACUACGGCUAUUGAGGCAAUGUCGACAGGACCACUGUAAAUCCAGACUAAGAGAAGAAUUACAAGAAAUCAGCUCACACUUCGAAGAAAACAAAUUGAACAUUUUAAACAAAAACCUAAAAAGGACAACUGGGGUGGCAUAUGUGAGAUUGGUUGUUUUUCACCUAUUUAGUUUAGAAGCUGUGUGUGUGUGCGUGUGCGUACGCACACGCAUUGUGUGUGUCCACAGGCUAUUUCUUAAUAAUUCCAGAACCAGAUAAAUUCAUCUAGUUGGUAGCAAAUGUAUAUUUUGAGAACCAUCAGCUACUUAAAUCACUGUUGAGAAAAAGAAUUCAGAUUCUGAAGUCCUCAUUUAAUUUAGGAGAGAAAAAUGAAUUUUUAUCCUGUCCAUUAAUUACUUAAAAACAUGGCAUACUGUAUAUUGAUAAAAGAUUACAAAUUUGUGAAAGAAAAGCAGAUCCUCUUAUUCUGCUCUUUAAAAUGAAUAUUCUAACAGUGGGAAAAUGGUUGGUAGAAAGUUUGCCUCUCAAACAUAAAACGGUUGGAGGAGCCGUAUGGUGUUGUAGCACCUGCCAUGUAGAAAGACUCUUGUGUUCAGAGAGGGUAGAGAUGGGUAGCUCUCGAAAAAUCCAGCUUCUGAAAUGCUGGUCUCCAGCUGUUUAAAUCCUUGGUUCCUGGUAAACACUGUUCCUUAUCAAGAUGGAGCCACCCAUGAGCUGUGUCCUGGGUACCCCAGAGGUAGAGGGAGCUGGCGUGCUUCUCCUUGAGUGCUUACAGGGGAUUCGCCCUGUGGGCCGUGGGUGGCAUUAGUGGUGAAGAAGAAGUAAGUUUACAUGUUAGCUUUUCUGCCCCCAACCACUUGGAAUAGUAAAGCCCUAACCUGCAGGAUGGAAAUUUUCCAGUGCCUAGAGUAUGGGAUUUUGCCUUUCAAAUCAAGGCAAGGAUAAGCUAGCACAGGUACAGAUUUUAAUGGGGCCUAAUUAAGAUUUCCUCCCAGAAGUAGCCACUUUUAAAAUGAAGGAUGCUAAUCUGGUCCAGCUCUGUACCAUUCGGGAAGUGGAAUAGAGACCACGCAGGAGAAUCCAAGCCUGAGCAUCAUUUGCAAGGACCUACCUCAUUCUCCAAAAGAAGUCCCAGAUGAGGUUUCCAGGGCCCAGUGGCCUUGGACUUUGCACAGUUAGGUGCCACAUCCCCCUGCCAAAGAACUCCGGGAGCAGGCUUGACAAACUGUUACCCACAGGGGAAAUCGAAAAGACCCUUGAGCUGAGAAAGGUGUUCCCAUUUUUAAAGGGUCAUUAAAGAAAAAAAAAAUGAGGAAUACGCAACAGAGACUACAUGGGGCCUG
Molecule: messenger RNA, 4610 nt
Organism: Phacochoerus africanus (Common warthog)
Lineage: Eukaryota; Metazoa; Chordata; Mammalia; Artiodactyla; Suidae
Gene: ENTPD4
Product: ectonucleoside triphosphate diphosphohydrolase 4
Exons: 13
Coding region: 290-2140 (616 amino acids)
Biological process (GO): nucleoside diphosphate catabolic process
Cellular component (GO): membrane
Molecular function (GO): nucleoside diphosphate phosphatase activity
Source: RefSeq, a predicted model, not a curated record